UAAUCCUUGAUACCUCAUACUCCUCUAGCCUCAACUCAAGCAUCUCUCCAACAAUGAUCUACAAUUGAAAUCUUUCGAGUGGAAACUCAUUAUGAGUAGCCGGGUUGUCGGAUUUAACGUCGUUGAUCAUGGGACUCCGUGAUUCUGCCGCCAGUGCAUACCCCGCACGGAUACCUUGAUCGGGAUUGUGACAUACCUUCGGCAGGUGUAUGAUUCGACUGAACACCAGAUAUGGGCUAUUUGAACCCGGUUUAAAUACGGCCGUCGCGGACUCAAUGGAGCCUUGUCUUUCCAUAAAACCGGCCUUGGCCCUUACGAACGUGUAAGUGAUACUAGACAACUAUCGAAGUAAUACCAGUAAGACGACAAGUGGCAUCAUGCCGGGAGUUGUCCAGGAAUCGCCCUUCAAGACCAUCCAGGUCAAGGAGCUUCACCCUACUUUCGGGGCGGAAGUCAGCGGCGUCAACUUCCAAGAUCUGUCCGAAGAGCAGUUCAAGGAAAUCCUCGCGGCUAUGGCCAAAUACGGAUUCUGCGUCUUCCGCAACACGGGCCUAGACGACCCCGCACACGUCGAAUUCUCCACGCGCUUCGGCGAACUAGACAACAUCCGGCGGUACCUGGGCGGGGGCCGGCUACCGCGGUACUCGCUCUUCGAGCUCUUCGACGCGGGCAACAUCGACGGCGAGACGGACACGAUCCUGUCGCCGGACAGCGCGCGCGCGCACUCGAACCGCGGCAACGGGCUCUUCCACGCGGACUCGUCCUUCAACCCGCGGCGGGCCUCCUUCUCGCUCCUGCGCGCGUGCGAGCUGCCGCCGCCGGGCAACGGCGGCAACACCGACUUCGCGGACUCGCGGACCGCGUUCGACGAGCUGCCUCUCAACCUAAAAGAAGAAUUGCUGGCGCGCGAUUACGUGGGCGCGCACUCGAUGGCGCAUUCGCGGAAGCUCGGGUCGCCGGAGUUUUUCGCGGACGUGGAUCCGGGCGCGGGGCCGAUGCAGCGGCACCGCGUCGUGCAGAAGCACGAGCCGAGCGGGCGGAUGAACUUGUACGUCGGCGCGCACAUGCACCAUAUCGAGGACGCGGACGGGAAGGAGAUACCGGGAUCGUGGGACUUGGUGCAGAGGCUGAAUGAGUUUGCUACGCAGAAGAAGUAUACGACUACGGUGGAGUGGCAUAAUGUUAGCGACAUGAUUAUCUGGGAUAAUCGGUGCGUCCUGCAUCGGGCAGGGGGUGGGGCGUUUGAGGGGAAGUAUAGGCGCGAUUUGAGACGGACGACAGUCCAUGACGAUAGUCCGACGGCGUGGGGGUUCAACCCGAAGGAUACCGUGUGGACAGGGUUUAAUGCUCAGGCGAAGGCUAAGCACGCCGGUGCGGUAGGGGUAUGAGAGCUGUUGCCAACAUGAUCGAUAGCAAUCCUGGGAUAUUCGACAUUACUGUCUCCAUAAUGUUAAUAUAUGGACUUUCGGAAUUUGACUUGACGAAUUGGUAUUGGCUUGUCCGCCGUGUAUCGUCACCUAUACUGCUGUGUAGCUUUACGGCGGGGGGCGGAUUGGUUCGGGGGCUUUCCCCACUAC
This is a messenger RNA of Annulohypoxylon truncatum, 1577 nucleotides long. RefSeq names its product taurine catabolism dioxygenase. The transcript has 2 exons. Gene Ontology annotation, molecular function: oxidoreductase activity. The coding region runs from base 378 to 1388 and encodes 336 amino acids. Lineage: Eukaryota; Fungi; Ascomycota; Sordariomycetes; Xylariales; Hypoxylaceae. The record is from RefSeq and is a predicted model, not a curated record.